UUAAUGCUUUACCUGCUGACAUACGUAUGAAUAAUUUACCUAGCAGACCGAAAUUUGAAAAAGUUAUAUUUACAAAAUCAAAAAAAAUCUACUGUUAAAAUCUGAACAAUGGAUGUCGAGAAAAAGUCGGAAAUGCAUCUGGAUCCACCGCUCUUUUUGACCUGCGAUUUGGACGAGUUUCGAGAUCCAAACAAGAAACGUGCUGCCAAUGAAGCUUGCGAGGAGUUGGACAAGUUGGAUGCCCAGGAUGAGAUCAGUGUGUCCAGUAUUAUCUCAGCCUUGUUGCGACCCAUCGAACCAUCGGAUGAUCAGUACAAAGUGUGCGAUUGGGGAAUCAAUCCCAAGCAUUUCCUGCCUAUCAAACACGCGAUCAUCUUCAAGGAGCAGUUAUUCAUCUCAAAACUGCGAAACACCAACUGCAAGUUGAAUGAAAACCUUAAGGUCUUUUUCGAACGCGAACUGGAGCAAAUUGGGAAAUUCUGUUUGAACGUGGAGGAGUCCUUUGAUGGCUAUGUGGUUUUCAGUAGCAGCAAAAUGAAGAAGGGCAAGGGUUUGGUGGAAUGUGGCCAUCAGCUGAAGGGAAAGUACGAUGAUAAGUUCUUGUUGAUUUGUGAGAAGAGGUCAGAGUUCGAUCGCAUCGACAAUACUCGUGUGGAAAAGACAUUGGAACUUAGAAAUCAUGCUGAUUUGAUGCUUACUGCGAUUCGGGAGACGAAGAUAAACGAGGAAGUUCAGAGAUUCAAGGCUCGAAUUGAUAUCAAGGAUCGUGAUCAUGUUUUCGUCCUUGAUGGAGGAAUAAUGCUGCUGAUGCGUCACUUGGUCUGUAACAAUUUUGUGGGCAACUUUGAGUACUAUACAAUGAAUUUAUAUGGAAGGGUCCUGCGCUGUAAUCUUAUAGUUUCCAAGGAGCGUAAGAUUGUGAGGAUAUUCUACCGCACCUAUAAGAAUGUCGUGCACAUUUACACACAACACUGCUUCAACGACGAACUGCAGGAUGUCGCCGAGACCUUCAUGACCGCAGAAGGUCGAAUCGUCCUUCACUACUGGAAGGGAUACAAUUAUCUCCUUCAUGCCGCCUGCAUGCCGCCGAAGAGAAAGGAAACCAUCUUGCCCAAACUGGAGCUCAUGUGGCGCCAAAACGAGCAGUUGUCACGGAAAUUCCGGGAGCUCAAGGCCCUUAACUACGAAAAUGCCACCAGCUAUCUGAGCAGCAACUCACAGCUGGCCGAUUUUAUGCAGGACUAUGUCCUCAAUCUGCUGCGAUACAAGCCCGCCAAUGUCCUCGAGUUCUCCAUCAUGUUCUUUCAGAAUAUGGCAAAAUGAAAUUGAGUCUAUCAAACGGGGUUUAUUUUUUGCUAAAUUGCUAGUAUUCAGUCGAGAAUCGUCAACUACUAGUAUAUGUUUUUUAUUUUUAGCGGUUUCAAAAUAAAAGUUUACCAAUAUAAAAAUUAGUAAAA
Drosophila ficusphila is the source of this 1457-nucleotide messenger RNA. RefSeq lists its product as uncharacterized. The transcript has 2 exons. Lineage: Eukaryota; Metazoa; Arthropoda; Insecta; Diptera; Drosophilidae. The record is from RefSeq and is a predicted model, not a curated record. Bases 109 to 1323 code for a protein of 404 amino acids.